Molecule: messenger RNA, 2719 nt
Organism: Phyllopteryx taeniolatus (common seadragon)
Lineage: Eukaryota; Metazoa; Chordata; Actinopteri; Syngnathiformes; Syngnathidae
Gene: sult1st6
Product: sulfotransferase family 1, cytosolic sulfotransferase 6
Exons: 6
Coding region: 297-1271 (324 amino acids)
Biological process (GO): sulfation
Cellular component (GO): cytoplasm
Molecular function (GO): sulfotransferase activity
Source: RefSeq, a predicted model, not a curated record
CGGGUUUUUUUUACUCACGUGUCGGAGAGGCUGUAAAGCAAACCCACGUGAGGUCGCAGAAGUAAAGUCCAGAUGUUAGCGGACCGGAUAGGAUAGGAAAGGGAUAUUCGACAGAGACGAGGAGUUCCAGCUCGGGUGGGAUUUGUGGUCGAUAAAGUCAAGACCCUGGCAAAUAUUUGACAAAAGAGGAGACCAGGACUUCAGACUCAACCAACAUACUGGAUUUUCUGCAGCAAUUUUGAAGACUUUUUUUUUUUUUUCUUCUUUCUGUCCAGUAAAACGUUUUGACUCCAGCCAUGUCAGAGGACAACGAGUUGUCCUACAGUGCUGCCAUCCAGGAGGCCAGCACCUCCAUCUCUCGCUUCCCUCUCAUCCCAGUUAAAGGGAUUCCUCUCAUGAGCCUCAUCGCCAUUAACUUUGACGCCAUCUCAGCUUUCUGUCCUGACAGCUCGGACCUCCUCAUUGCCACCUACCCCAAAGCAGGGACAACAUGGACUCAGGAGAUAGUUGAUCUGCUUCUUCACAACGGGGAUGCCGUGGCUUGCAGACGAGCCCCCACGCUGCUCCGUAGUCCUUUCCUGGAGAUCUGGAGCCCACCACGUAUCCCCUCAGGUCUUGAGCUCCUGAAUAAAAUGGCUCCCCCGAGAAUCAUUAAGACACAUCUGCCAAUUCAGCUGGUUCCGACUGGAUUUUGGGAAAACAAGUGCAAAACCAUCUACGUAGCGCGCAAUGCUAAGGACAACAUGGUGAGUUACUACCAUUUUGAUCGCAUGAAUUUGACCCAACCUGAGCCUGGACCUUGGGAGGGCUACAUCCACAAGUUCAUGCGAGGAGAGUUGUCGUGGGGCUCCUGGUACGAUCACGUGAAAGGUUAUUGGGAGGAACGAGAGAAGAGGAACAUCCUUUACAUCUUCUAUGAAGACAUGAAAGAGAAUCCCAGACGUGAAGUGGAACGCAUCAUGAGGUACCUGGACUUGUCCCUCUCUGAUGACGUCAUCGGCCGCAUUGUGGAGCUGACGAGCUUCAAAGCAAUGAAGGAGAACCCAAUGGCCAACUACACCUUCAUUCCCAAGAAUGUUUUCGAUCAGUCCAUCUCGGACUUCAUGAGAAAAGGUCAUUCAAUGCAUGAGUCAAACGUUGUUAUAGUACAGCAGUGGCCCCUAGAGGUUUUGGUAGUCACUGCAUUCUCCUCUGUCCUAUUUUCAAAAUUAGUCAUUUUUGAUGCUGUCAAACAAGGGCGGGGAACCUUUUUCUAUCAUGCAACAUUCUAACAAAUGUUAAUUAAUCAGUUUAAAAAUGUGCAACUUAAUCUAUUUUGUGCCUUUAAAACACAUUCACUGCCAUUGAUGGCUUUUAAAGUCAAAUAUCCAUGUUAACUGGGAAGGCUGGCAGUGAAUGAGUUAAAAAUUGUUCCUCUGAAGCUUUAAAGACCGUCUGGCAAUUGUUUUAAAUUAUUUAGCAGACUUGUUACCAACACGUCACACUUUAUUUUCACUUUACAGGGCGUGAAAUGUUUUUCAAGGUGCAUGUCAGCAUAAAAAGUGGCGCAUCUGUUCUUCUUCUUCUUUGACAGGAGAAGUCGGUGAUUGGAAAAAUCAUUUUACCCUUGAGCAGUCAGCAGAGUUCGACGAGGACUACGAGAAGCAAAUGAAGCAAGUCAACAUACCGUUCAGAACGGAGAUCUAAUAGGCUUGUUUGCAGCGUUUCAAUUCUUGUCAAAGCUACUUCUGGGUUAAAAAGAAAUCUACCAUAAAACCUAGAAGAGAAAGACGACAAGUGAAAAAUAUAUCAAUAGAAGAGACCACUUAUGAUACCACUUUGUUACUACUUUUGUUCCUCAAUUUAAUGCAUCAUUGUGGUUAAUGUGGGAAUAUUACACAGUAAUGUAGUCCGAAAUUAUGUAGUACAACACAAUAUUUUACAGAUUAUUUAAAUAUGCAAUCUAAUUUGAUUGUCACAAUAUUGACCGUACCUUCCUUACCUCAUGAAACACGCGGUUGACUAAACAAACGCGUUCACACCCAGAGUUUGAAAAACUGAAAUAGUGAAAUUCAAACACAGACUUUUGACAUUGGCAUGGUAUUCUAUCUUCCUAGCUUUACUUCUGCUUUGUUUAAAUCCAUCCAGCCAGCCAUUUUCUACUCUAUAUCUUGUCCUUAUUAGGGUCACCAGUAUGCUGGAGCCUGUCCCACCCUUGACUGGUCAUAGGCCACAGAUAAACAAACCAAUAUUCGCACUCACAUUCACACUUACGUAUGGACAAUUUAGUCUUCAAUGAACCUACCAUGCACGUUUUUGGAAUGUGGGAGGAAGCCAGAGGAGAACAUGCUAACUCCACUUAGGAAGGCCGAAGUGGAGAUUCGAACCCCAAACCUGAGAACUGUUUGCAGAUGCGCUAACCACUCCAGUACUGUGCUCUCUUUGUUUGAAUCAUAGGAAUGGGAUGGAUUGGAUUGCUCAUGUGGGGGAAAAAAAAGUAUCUGCUUUGAUUCACAUGCUCAUUAUCAAAGGAACCCUUUGCCUCUUUUUCAAAAAGUCUCCAUAAUGCCAUGGUGUAAUUGCUUCAUUCCUAAUGCAUGGUUUCUACAACAAGAUUUGCUAGAGUUUGAAUAUUUCACAGGAUUCAUGUCAAGGUUUUAAAUGACUAAAUUACAGCGCUUACUGUAUGACUUAGCCCAAUGCUUAAAAUCAUGAAUGCAAUAAAAAUUCAUCCAAUGUC